ACGGGAACCACUGGGCACACGCUCCUGGGCCAGUUUUUGACGGCUUUGUGUUUUUCUCGCUCAGCUGUCGUCGUUGCUCUGUGUGCCAGAAUCAAAACAUUCACCGUAUUUUGUACGGAGUAUCGCUUGCAGCUUUGCCAUAUUUUCCGUGGAUUUCGCUGGUCCGCCGAGAUGUCUAAAGUCGUGCGUCGAGACAUUGGACCGUUGCUGCAGGAACUGCGCAACUUCCUCCUAGGUCGAAAACAUACGAAUGCGCUUCGCUUUGAGGACGGUAUUGCGGCCCGCACACAGCCCCCACCAAAUUUGCCCGAUGGACCGGCACACAAAUUGUCCGCCAACCACUACGUGCUGCGUGACGCUCGUCGGGAGGUAGCGCCGCCGAUCGAUGUGACCACACAGAAAUUACUGACCGAAAAAGGAUCGUCUGCUAAAUUGCCAACACCAGGAAAGUCGUUCGGCUGGGACAAACACUAAUCCUGCCCGCCCGUAAAGGCCACAAAAGAACGUUAGAAAGAGAAAGUGUAACCGGUGUACAUGAACUACAACAGCAAGUUAGAGUAAUAAAAUUUCUACGAGUUCCUAAAGGAAACGUGCUCCCAAACAUCGAGUCAAAGUUGGUUUCUUUCACCACAUUAACAAAGCAAGCAACGCAGUUUCGGUUUUGGCGACAAUUACCUUUAUUCACGUUUAUGAUCAAUACACGGGAGUUGGAUAUUGAAUUCUUUAUUUUACUCUUCCGUCGUACGCAUCGAUACAGGACUUACACAAAAAACAGCAAAAAGAAAACUUUAAACAAUGCACGUUACAAACUAGAUUUAUCGUGAGUU
This is a messenger RNA of Anopheles cruzii, 827 nucleotides long. Its product is annotated as NADH dehydrogenase [ubiquinone] 1 alpha subcomplex subunit 7-like. NCBI's taxonomy places the organism in Eukaryota, Metazoa, Arthropoda, Insecta, Diptera, Culicidae. Bases 172 to 474 code for a protein of 100 amino acids. The transcript has 4 exons. The record is from RefSeq and is a predicted model, not a curated record. Gene Ontology annotation, biological process: ATP synthesis coupled electron transport; mitochondrial electron transport, NADH to ubiquinone. Gene Ontology annotation, cellular component: mitochondrial inner membrane.